Molecule: messenger RNA, 830 nt
Organism: Arabis nemorensis
Lineage: Eukaryota; Viridiplantae; Streptophyta; Magnoliopsida; Brassicales; Brassicaceae
Source: the annotation of a GenBank genome assembly
AUGACAGGCAGAGAAAUUCUCCAUAAGAUGAAGGCUGGAAUUUGCGGAGCUGACACGGGCAGAGGUAAAAGCAAGAUGUGGAAGAACAUCGCGCACGGUUUUCACUUUGUCAAAGGCAAAGCAGGCCAUCCGAUGGAAGACUAUGUUGUAUCUGAAUUCAAGAAAGUGGACGGCCAAGACUUGGGUUUGUUUGCUAUCUUUGAUGGUCACUUAGGGCAUGAUGUGGCCAAGUACUUGCAGACCAAUCUCUUUGACAACAUACUCAAAGAGAAGGAUUUUUGGAGUGAUACGGAUAAUGCUAUAAGGAAUGCAUACAUAUCAACAGAUGCUGCGAUAUUAGAGCAGUCACUUAAACUUGGCAAAGGCGGAUCAACCGCCGUAACUGGAAUUCUGAUUGAUGGGCAAAAGCUAGUGGUUGCUAAUGUUGGAGACUCACGAGCAGUGAUGUCAAAGAAUGGUGUUGCAUCUCAGCUCUCGGUUGAUCAUGAACCAAGCAAGGAGCAAAAGGAAAUAGAGAGCCGUGGUGGCUUUGUAUCGAAUAUUCCAGGGGAUGUUCCAAGAGUUGAUGGACAGUUAGCGGUUGCGAGGGCUUUUGGAGAUAAGAGCUUAAAGAUACAUUUAAGCUCAGAACCAGACAUCACACACGAGACGAUUGACGAUGAGACAGAGUUCAUUGUUUUCGCGAGUGAUGGAAUUUGGAAGGUGAUGUCGAACCAAGAAGCUGUGGACACGAUCAAAAGCAUAAAAGAUCCACAAGCGGCAGCGAAAGAGUUGAUAGAAGAAGCAAUCUCUAAGAAAAGCAAAGACGACAUCUCUUGUAUUGUUGUAAG